AUGGACCAACAACAGAACUCCCAACCGAAAAUAACUCUGUUGAACUCCGGGAACAACCCGGGACACACUCAGGCCAAACCUCCGGAGAGGGAGCAGUGGUCCAACAAGCUGGAGUUCGUCCUGGCGGUGGCUGGACACAUCAUCGGCCUGGGAACCGUCUGGAGGUUUCCGUACCUCUGCUACAAAAAUGGAGGAGGAGCAUUUUUGAUUCCUUAUAUUUUGUUUUCGUUCACCUGUGGCAUCCCGCUCUUCUUACUGGAGACGUCUUUGGGCCAGUUCACCAGUCAGGGCGGAAUAACAUGCUGGAGGAAAAUCUGCCCUCUGUUUGAAGGCUUAGGCUACGGAAGUCAGGUGGUUGUUUUGUACACUGGCGUGUAUUACAUCGUCAUACUGGCUUGGACUUUUCUCUACCUGUUUUCAUCCUUCAGGACUGAGCUUCCAUGGACGAGCUGUGACAACAGCUGGAACACAGAUGGCUGUUUUGAGCAUGGUCCCAAUCAAACAUCCCCUCAGCUCCUGUAUGGGAACACCACAUCUUCAGUUGUAGAGUUUUGGGAGAGGAGAAUAUUAGGCCUGUCUGAGGGAAUCGAUCAGAUCGGCAACAUCCGCUGGGACCUGGCCCUAUGUCUGCUUCUGGCCUGGGUGUUGUGUUACUUCUGUGUCUGGAAUGGAGUGAAGUCCACUGGGAAGGUGGUGUACUUCACGGCCACAUUUCCGUACGUGAUGCUGGUGGUGCUGCUUGUUCGUGGUCUUACGUUACCGGGGGCCAAAGACGGGAUUGUGUUCUACGUCUACCCGGACCUGUCUCGCCUCGCCGAUCCAGAGGUGUGGAUGGAUGCCGGCGGCCAAAUUUUUUACUCGUACGGAGUUUGCACAGGUAUUCUGACGUCAUUAGGAAGUUACAACAAGUACAACAACAACUGCUACAGAGACUGUGGCUACCUGUGCCUGUUAAACAGUCUAACCAGCUUGGUAGCCGGCUUCGCCAUCUUCUCCGUGCUGGGCUUCAUGGCCAAGGAGCAAGGUGUGGAUAUAUCCAUGGUGGCUGAAUCAGGCCCAGGGCUGGCCUUUAUUGCAUAUCCUCGUGCUGUGGCUUUGAUGCCACUUCCUCAGCUCUGGGCCAUUUUCUUCUUCAUUAUGCUCAUCUUCCUCGGGUUAGACAGUGAGUUUGUGCAUCAGGAGACGAUGGUCACAACCAUCUCCGACAUGUACCCUUCCUUCUUUCACAGCAGCUGUCGUCGUAAACUCCUCCUUCUAGCCAUCAGUGUUGUCAGUUUCCUCAUUGGCCUUUUCAUGGUGACAGAAGGAGGCCUUUACGUUUUCCAGCUGUUUGACUACUACGCCUCCAGUGGGAUGACUCUCCUGCUGUUUGCUAUCUUCCAGUCUGUCUGUAUUGGAUGGGUUUAUGAUGCAGAUCGUCAUUAUGAUAAUAUCGAGGACAUGAUUGGAUUUCGCCCGAGGCCUUUUGUGAAAUAUUGCUGGCGCUACAUCACACCAGCUAUCUGCACCUGCACCUUUCUCUUCUCCUUGAUCAAAUACACGCCGCUCAAAUUCAACAACACCUACGAGUACCCCUGGUGGGGCUACGCUCUGGGAGGAUUCUUCACUCUGUCCUCAACCCUCCUGGUUCCUGUGUGGAUGGUUUACGCUGUGUGCGUCACUCCAGGAACACUGAAACAGAGGCUGAAACGUCUGUGCACCCCAUCGAAGGACUUACCUACUGCAACAAAGAAAAACCAUGAAGCAUUUCAGACUUUCACAGAGCUUCACACGCUGCGAACAACAAAAAGUCCCACUAGCACAGACGGCAAAACUCAGACACCAUCUAUUAUUUAAACAGCAACGACGAGGAGGAAUUCUACUUCAUUUGUGUUUCCACUGGGAGUGAGCUUAACAUUCCCUUGCUAACGCUACUUAACUUUGUCAGGGCAUCUCUGAGUUCAUCCAUCACGUAAAACUGCUCUACUCGGACUAUUUAGCAUCUCAGGCGACCUUCAUGUUGUCCUGUCUUCUCCGUGGAGGUUCCUGGAUCACUGAGCACCUUGUGAAGAAGACCUGCAGACACGACUCACGACUGAAAAGAGCCCCCCAACUUCAUAAAGCUCCUAAAAAGACACCGGAACUGAUCAUAAAUCAACCGUAAUGCAGAGAAAGGCAAAGCUGCACUCUACAUUUUCUACAUUCCUCGGCUGACGAGUGUCGGUUAACUUCAAUCUGAGACUUUGAUGUUUGAAGGACAAACGCUGCGAUAACUUCUACCGUCUUGUUUGAUUCUUGGUCAGACCUCCAAACAUGAUCCUGGUGAAGGAAUCCUGUCCUUUCAGCUGAAAAUUCUCUACUUUAUUAUCUGUUUUUAUACUUUAUUAAAAAUCAAAAGACAAA
Messenger RNA from Stegastes partitus (bicolor damselfish), 2382 nucleotides. It is a transcript of the gene slc6a22.2, whose product is annotated as solute carrier family 6 member 22, tandem duplicate 2. Gene Ontology annotation, biological process: nitrogen compound transport; amino acid transport; sodium ion transmembrane transport. Gene Ontology annotation, cellular component: cell projection; plasma membrane. The record is from RefSeq and is a predicted model, not a curated record. The transcript is spliced from 14 exons. The coding region runs from base 1 to 1836 and encodes 611 amino acids. Gene Ontology annotation, molecular function: gamma-aminobutyric acid:sodium:chloride symporter activity. NCBI's taxonomy places the organism in Eukaryota, Metazoa, Chordata, Actinopteri, Pomacentridae.